This is a messenger RNA of Amborella trichopoda, 2030 nucleotides long. RefSeq names its product putative glucuronosyltransferase PGSIP8. NCBI's taxonomy places the organism in Eukaryota, Viridiplantae, Streptophyta, Magnoliopsida, Amborellales, Amborellaceae. The record is from RefSeq and is a predicted model, not a curated record.
GUUCGCCGGAAAACAAGCAGAGGACUAAGUUCCGGCGAUUCUGGGGCUCGAGAUCCUUAUUUUGGCCUGAAAUUUCGUCGGAAAGAAUAAAGCUUCCAUAAAUGCGAUAUUGAAAUCAAGUAAUGACAACUUCGGAGAAAAGUGGCUCUGUCUGGAGCCUGUUGCCAUGGCGCGUAGGGUUUCGAAUGAUUCUAGGGUUUUGGAUGGUGCUUUUUUGUGUGGCCAUUGAGGAAGCGAGUGCAGAGGAGGUGAAGUACAGGAAUGCUUAUGCUUCGAUGAUGUAUAUGGGGACGCCAAGAGACUAUGAGUUCUAUGUGGCGCUUAGGGUUAUGCUGAGGUCUCUGAAACAGCUCGAAGUGGAGGCGGAUCUCGUGGUUAUAGCGUCUAAAGAUGUUCCUUUUCGAUGGAUCGAUGACAUGAGAGUAGAAGAUGGAGCAAAGGUGGUAGUUGUUGAAAAUGUUGAUAAUCCAUACAAGUACCAGGCCAACUUCAAUCGCCGGUUCAUGCUGACCUUGAAUAAGUUGUACGCUUGGAGCCUUAUUGAUUAUGACCGUGUUGUCAUGUUGGAUUCUGACAAUCUAUUUCUCCAAAAGACCGAUGAGCUUUUCCAGUGUGGUCAAUUUUGUGCAGUUUUCAUCAACCCAUGCAUCUUCCACACAGGUCUCUUCGUAUUACAGCCAUCAAUGGAGGUGUUUAAAGACAUGAUGCAUGAACUGGAGAAUGGUCGAAAGAAUUCAGAUGGUGCAGAUCAAGGUUUCCUCGUGAGCUACUUCCCGGACCUGCUUGACCGCCCCAUGUUUCAUCCACCAGCAAAUGGCACCAAACUCAAUGGCUACUACCGCCUGCCUUUGGGCUACCAGAUGGAUGCUUCCUACUACUAUCUGAAACUACGGUGGAGCAUACCAUGUGGGCCAAAUAGUGUAAUCACAUUCCCAAGUGCACUUUGGUUAAAGCCGUGGUAUUGGUGGUCAUGGCCUGUACUGCCCUUGGGCCUUGCUUGGCAUGAGCAACGCCGCCAUACACUAGGGUAUGGAACUGAGGUGCCAGUGGUGCUGAUCCAAUCUGCCAUGUAUCUUCUUGCCAUGUGGGUAUCCCGCCUCGCCCGCCCCACCUUCUCAAAACUAUGCUACCGACGCCCUGAUAAGAAUUUCUCUCUCCUCCAUACUGGCCUCAAAACGGCAGCAAUGUGGUCAGUUCUGGCCUCCUACAUUGUGCCCUUCUUCUUGGCACCACGAACCAUUCACCCAGCUCUAGGAUGGUCCCUUUACUUGCUUGGCUCUUCCUCUCUCCUCAUAGUGGUGGCCAAUGCCUUCUUAUUACCAGCCUUGGCCUUGCUCACUCCAUGGCUUCUUGUCGUGGGAGCUCUUGGCGUGAUGGCAUUUCCAUAUUACCCUGAUGGGGUGGUGAGGGCUUUGAUGGUGUUUGGUUAUGGGUGUUUUUGUGCUCCUUUUAUUUGGAUGUCGCUACUUAGGGUUGUGGCAUCAGUGCAGACCUCACUCGACCGCGAGGCCCUGUUCCCGAAGCUUGGCGAGUCAGCACAGACACCGGAGUGCACAAAAUUGUACUAAGGCCUUGUCAUUUGGGUUGAGCAUGAGCGGUAUGGAAGUAGAUCAUUUUGUUGCAGAGAGAGAGAGAGAGCCCUCAUCUUUAUGAGUUGCAUGCCUGUGUGGGUACUGGAUUUUCAUGUCGAUGAGUUGCAUGUGCAGGUACAAAUGGGGUCUGUAUGUGUGGGUGUGUUGGGUGGUGGGAGGGGAGAGAGAGGCUGGUUGUGCUUGUGAGGCUCAUGCUUUCUCAUGCGGAUGAAUUGCAGGCGAGAGAUGAGGGCCUCAAUUUUUUUGCUCAGUAUAGGCACGCCAUUUUUGAAAAUCCAAUGAAGUGAUUAAAGUCAUAUUUGGGGAUCAUUGAUGAAUAUUUGUUGUAUAAAUCAAAUUAUUGAUCUCUAAUGGCCGUUCCCGCAGAUUUUCAGAUAAUGUGUCGAAUUAUUAUGUACCACUGAUGAAUGAUAUUUCCAUGGAGAUUACCAUUCUUAA